Messenger RNA from Branchiostoma floridae (Florida lancelet), 5687 nucleotides. RefSeq names its product TWiK family of potassium channels protein 7-like. Gene Ontology annotation, biological process: potassium ion transmembrane transport; stabilization of membrane potential. Bases 1323 to 2501 code for a protein of 392 amino acids. NCBI's taxonomy places the organism in Eukaryota, Metazoa, Chordata, Leptocardii, Amphioxiformes, Branchiostomatidae. The record is from RefSeq and is a predicted model, not a curated record. Gene Ontology annotation, molecular function: potassium ion leak channel activity. The transcript has 3 exons. Gene Ontology annotation, cellular component: membrane.
GGCGGGUCUGUUUUAAACACAAGUUGUUCCUGUUAAUUGCAUUCUCUAAUGCUUAAGCUAUAUGCAAAUGCAGAUAAAAAAUCAAGUUUAUAUUCCCCUUGAUAGCUUUAUGGGUUGCACAAGUUUUAUGAACUGUAAACAAUGUCUACCGAUAUAGUUCCAAAGGAAUGAAAACAAGUUUUAUCUGGUGUCCAUGGAGACGAUAGUCGUCAGAGGUUCUGGUGCGGAGCGUGUACGGAGGAGGGUGAUAAACAGCUGCAGGUGUUUCUCUUCCCUUCCUCUCGCGUUCCCGGGUCUUCUGUACAUCAUCGUCUUUCUAAACGUCAGCAGUUCAAGCCGAAAUCUAUUCAUGCUGCUAAGGAGAUGUCAGAUUCUACAAAAUAAAGUCUAGUAUUGAGCACAUUAUGACGGACUGUAAAGUCAAGGACAGGCUAAAUCAAGGAUCAUUAAGGGUUGCUACUACCAAAAUCCUAAAUGGUCGAUACCACAGCGCCACUUAGUGUACAAUGGCGAAACCGCAGUCAGGAAGGAAGGCCAGUUGUGCGUCAAGAUGUUUGUAUACAUAGGGAAUGCAAAUAUCAACUUUUAUUCACCAGGUGACCAAUAUUGGUGCAAAAUCAUAAAUUUUUCCAUGACGGCCUAGAGAAUGUGCUUAGUAAGACCCCCAGGCUCCACACAUGCCCCUGCUCUCUCAGUUGGUACACGAAUAUACAGAUGUUAUUCUUCAAGCAGAGGUUUCGGUCGGGGAGCUAGUGCCUACUAGUGGUGGUCACGCAUUGAAGGGGGUUGACGGAUCGUCAUGAUUUUUGGAAAGAGAGAACACAGGACAUUAUGCAUAUGAAGACCUAGUUUGCAUAUUCAAAGAGAAAAUGCCUUAAUCCCAUUGUGGCAAAUCCUUACUCAUGACGGUUGGAAGUUUGGACAUUAACUAUGCAAAUAAGGACAAUUAUUUGCAUAAAUUAUACAAAAUGCUUAUGUCGUAGCCUUUCUUAAAGUAGAUUGUGUUCGUCUGUUGUACCUUUAGAUUAGCUACAAAGCAGCAACAGUUUCAAAGCUAUAACGAUACAAAUAAUCAAAACGCCUGCCACUUAGCCACAUAUACCAUUGUGUUGUUUCCAUAACAAGUAGUCCUUGGCUGAUGAUAACGCAAAGUUACCAUUGUUCCAUCACAUGAAUAUUUCAUUAGAAACUUUCAGUUAAUUUCUUCUUUGUAUUGUGGCGACCAGUUGUGGGUGUUAGGUCUCUACGUGCCAUAUCUUGAGUCGACCAGACACAAGAGAAAAAUUUACUUGCUGUAUUUCUUCAGUUUGUUGGUAUAAGCCAUGUCAUCUGAAGAAUCGCCAGGGAAGUCUCAAGACCCACCAAACAACAACGUAGACGCAAAUGGCGUAGAUCUGAAGCCCCGGUCACCUGCAACGAAAGAAGGAUGGACCGACGUAAAGGAAAAGAGACGAAAAAAAUUAGUGCUCGCCCUGAAGGAGUCGUGGCCUCACGUCAAACUUGGCGUUAUCCUCGUCAUCUACGCCAUGUUCGGCGCCGUAGGAUUCUGGUUGAUAGAAUACCAUCAUGAACAAGCGCUCGUCGCCAACUUCACGGAAGCGAGGAGUCAGCUGCUGAGGGACAUGUGGAACGUUUCUCAAGACUUCACCGGGGACGACUGGGAGGAAGAGAUGACGACCUUGGUGAUGAGGUACGAACACACCAUUGUGGAAGCGUACGACGGCGGGAUCGACCCUCGGGGGGUGACAGCAGGACAGGCUGAGCUGAAAUGGGAUAUAGCCGGUUCUCUAUUCUUCUCUGUCACUGUGUUUACCACAAUCGGUUAUGGACACCAGACUCCCGCCACGGUUGCCGGUCGAGUCUUCUGUAUCUUCUACGCUAUUUUCGGCAUCCCCAUCCUGCUCCUUACCCUGGGUGAUAUCGGCGAGCUCCUAGCGAAACUCCUGAGGUACAUCGCUGCAGUCGUCAACUCCAAGCUGAGGCCCAACAUGAUGGAGUCAAGGAAGGACGACGUGCCUCUGUAUGGUAUCUUCACCGUGGUGUUCUUGAUCAUGAGCAUGGGGGCCGUCGUCAUGAUGCAGAUGGAAGACUGGACUUUCGAGCAGUCCUUUUACUUCAUCUUCGUCACCUUCAGCACCAUCGGCUUCGGCGACUUGGUGCCGCACCACAAGAUGUACGCCUUGGGGGCGUCACUCUACUUCCUCCUGGGCAUGUCACUCAUCUCAACAUCCUUCAGUCUGAGCCAGGAGGAAGUGGGAAGGCUGCUGAGGAAGUGGGAUGUUCUCAAGGCGUCAUGCAAGAGGAAGAUGUGUCCGUGCUGCGCGAACCGCGUCGGUCCCCAGGAAGAGAUGAACGGAGACCUGGAGCAGGACAACCCUGCUAUCGGCGGCCAGGACAAGCAGACCCUGGUCCACAGGCAGACACAGAUCGGCCUGCCCAUCGGGAUCAUGAGGGGUGACGCUCUGAGCGAGGACAAGCCAAAGGAAGACAGGUUCCACUGAGACGAACCAAACACGCACGGUAGAAGAGCAACAUUCCCUUUCAAUUGCCCGGUCACCAAUCUGCCAUCUAGACGAAUACAAGGCGAUAGCAAAGACCAGUCAGUGUGAUGAGACGCACAACACUUGACAUUUUGGAUUUGAAAAUACAUGUACUGGUAAAUUUGAACAUUUCUUUAAUUUGGAACCGUACCAUCUUGUCCUAGUAUUUACUAUGGGUUUGGCAUGGUUGGCAAGAGUAGGUUGUCUGUUAUGUAUGUUAUCGGUUUUAGCCCAACAAAUAAAGUUUUUAUUGAUUUGGCAAGUGUCUUUUCAAAUGCUAACUGACCAGACCAAAGCGGUUUAUACCUAAAGAUCUGGUUACACAUAGCCGACCAUUGACUAAUGGCCACUCCCAACCUUCCUCCAACCAUCACCCAUGGUUGGGAGUCGGUUGAGGGCAAGGUCGACUGUACCGUUUUCUUUAUGUGUCGUGGCCUAUACAUAAAGAAAAUGGUACAAAAUAGCAGUCGAAGCCUAACCUCUGCUUGGAGGGUAAGCAUUUUGAGCUUGGCCAUUAGUACGUCAUUCCAGUUUUCUUUUACUGGGAAAUGGCUGUCGCCAUAAGAUAGACAUGGCCUAAAAUUGGUCAGACUUCUUCCACCCUACUACCAACCUUCACCGGCUAGUAGUCAGAAGAUCCUGAAUGUGUAACCAGGGAUAAUAUAUGAUGAAACUAUACAAGGAAGUUCCAUUCAGUUUUAACUGGCAUCCAGGAUGUUUUUAGACUGCUCUCAAUGCAAUUAAAUAAACCAUGUAUUGUAACAUAGGCUCCACUGUCCUUACAUUUACAGCUGUUUAAAGCAAGAAGUUAACCCUACAUCUACUACUACCGGUAGUAUAUAUAAGUCAAUGUAGAUGUAAUAUAAGAAACCACUGUAAUUUGUAUUUCUGGUGUUAUCAAUAGGAGCUGUGCCUUAGCUAGAGCUUGCACGAGCAUAAAUGUGCAAUAAAUGCCCAUUUCUGGUGUUAUCAAUAGGAGCUGUACCUAAGAGCUUUCACGUGCAUAAAUGUGCAAUAAAUGUCCUUCAUUCAUUCAUUAAUGCUUACAUUCUAAGAGAAGGUGUGAUGAUAAAACAUGUAUAUUGUGGCGCACAGUUGUAUAGGCAUCAGCAAGUUAUGGUUUAGAGCUAGAUUGUCAAGUUACUUAGUAUAUGUCUCCUAACAGUUAUUCAUUCCUGAUAGUGAUAAGAUUCCAAAGCUACAUGUACAGUGUAAUGCUCAACCUUGCACACUCCAUGGAUGCCAAGUUUUAUUGGUUGCCUGGAAAGUCAUGAGCCUAAUAAAGCCUGAAAGAGUGAGUGAGAAAAUGCUUUAGCAAAACUGCUAUUUUGCAGUAAUGUACAUUUUUGUCAAGUACUAUUAUUCCCUUAUAACGGAGAUGGGCGCCACCCUAUGCAUCAUCGGGCGCAGGAAGGACUUUGACUUAUUCUUCCCUUGAUACAAAUGCAUGCACCCCUCACUUUUUCAGGUUUGUUUGAAAGUGCAUGGAAUACAUUAUCCAACCGAUUUCUGACAUGCAGUGAACCAAUAAGCGGUGUGAUUUAUUGAAUACAUGUCAUGUGGUAGCAUUCAUAUCUGUAAGUGUAAGAUAGAAUGAAAUCAAACUGAGAAGACCUAGGAAAAAAGUUUUCUGGUUAGCCCACCAAAAACCUGCUAAGCCUAGACUUUUUAGGGUUGAUGAGUAAUGAAGUUGAAAACUUCCUGGUUUGAGGCAAGAACAGUUGGAAGAAUGUGUAGUAAACAUUGUUCUUCUCUUUUUUUCAGUCUGUAAUUUUUGUGCUUGUAUGAUAUCUGUAUUGUUACAACAACAACAAUAUACAUGUGCCAGCCUCCUGAUGCAUUUCGUUUCACAUUAUUAGACUGAUUUGUUUAUCAAAAUUGAUUUUUUUCUAGGCCUUUUUUUAUUUAUGUUACAUUUAUUCUGAGCCAGGUACAGACAGUUAAGACUAGAAUCCAGUCUUGUUUUAGUCUGCUUCCAGUGUCCCUACCCUAGCUGUAAAGCCAACAAGGCUAGGGACAACUACCCCCUGUAUUGCCAAAAUGUAUCAAAAUUGCAUCAUUGUAAACAACGUCUUUCAAAAUUUCAUGUUUCGUGGUUUACCACUGUGCACACUGUGACAGUAGAUUUCUGUUCAAAUAUGACACAAAUAUCUCAUAAAAUAUUCAUAGGGUGAUAAUUUGGCACUGAGUAUGCUUUGUUAAAGUAUAGAUGGCAUCAAGGGAUGGUACAGAAGCUUUAAUUGCAAAUGAGAAAAUGUCCCAUUGGUCAACGUAUAAGAAUGCACAAGACAUUUGACAGCUGCAAUUGUAAAUGAGCAAUAAUAACUUUGUGUAGUACUACUAUGUGGAAAGUAGAUGUAUGUCAUUUCCACAGUUUGCUCAUGUGUCCAGUGACAUCUACACUGCAUAAAACAUUAUACAGGUUCUGAUGCCCUUACACCUGAACGGACCACUAUUCUUGUCAUUCAGGCUGAUGGGUUACAACAGCAUAAACUCUGCUGCCCUGAAAGAGGUUGCAAUUGGUACUUUUUAGUGCCAACUAUCUCAUUCAUUUGUUCAGAAUUUUGUUAUUUUACUACAGAUUCCUUAUCGCCCCUGCUGAUGAGAUAACGUUUUUAAUAGCAUGCUCUUGAAAUGUUUUUGUAAGUCUACAUUGUUGCCAUACUGUUUUGUUUGCAAUGUUGACUUGAGAUAUUGAAAGGUACUCAGAAAGGAAAUAUUUUCCUGAUGAGCUUAAAAGAUUUCCAUUUAAUUUCAAAAUGUCACCUACAGCUGUCCAAUGUACAAAGUAAAUAUAGUGAUUAUGUUUUGCAUGUGUAAUCCAAAAGUACUUAUUAGGUUGGAGUUAUUUGUGAUGUAACUGAAGGCAUAUUAUGUUUACAAAGGAUUAUACUUGCAAACUUGAUGAAGAACAUAAUAUUCAGCAUGAAGCAUAUUUUGUAAAAUUAGAUACAGUCUAAAACUGUAUUAAAUCCUGUUUUUCUACUCAAUUCUCAAACAUACCAACAAUGUAUAUGAACAUAAGGACAAAGUGAAAGAUUGAUAAAAACAAAACAGGAAAAACAAAUGUCACAUUUGAUGAACAGCCACAUGUCAGCUGAGUAAAGACAUUUUAUAACACGCGAGCUUCCAGGAGAUCAGACAUUA